This is a messenger RNA of Ceraceosorus guamensis, 1510 nucleotides long. RefSeq lists its product as hypothetical. The transcript has 3 exons. The record is from RefSeq and is a predicted model, not a curated record. Lineage: Eukaryota; Fungi; Basidiomycota; Exobasidiomycetes; Ceraceosorales; Ceraceosoraceae. Bases 257 to 1192 code for a protein of 311 amino acids.
GAAGAGAGUCAAGAGUGUGCAAGCAACGCACAUCUGACAUCACGAUCUCGAUCAUGGAAGCUGUCGCAGUCACCAUGCAGUCUGAACAAACGCUUUGCCGCUCCUCAACGUCGAUCAAGGUAGCACAUUAGCGCGGCACUCUCAUGGCGAGGACCGGCUUACUUUGCAUAUAGGAACGAAGGCCAAGUGGAUGUGCUGCUGAGCACCCACUCUGCUGAGCGCUGCGCACACGCCCACACAGGCAUUCAGGGCAAAGAUGACGGAUCAAGAGUCUACUAGUCGUCUCAACAUGCUGCUGCCCACCGCAACUUGGAUGGACAUUCUAGGCUGGUUGGCUCAUCCCAGUCUAGAGAAGGAUGAUCAGAUGAGAGGGUGGGAGCACAUUCACGACACUGUGCGAUUUGUGUCGAAGGAUCUCUAUCUGGUAUCGAUGCACCUCUUGCGAUCUCGCUACCUGGACUCCUACGAACGUCUAGUCAGGCCUCCUUACACUAGCGAUCCAUACCCCGUGACUUCCUUCUCCACAGAUCUCUCCGCUUCUAGCUCUUCCUCGCAAGCUCCUCCAGCCUACAGCGCAUCCAGUCUCCCUUCAACCGCAACAUCGACCGCACACAUUUCUUCCCAAAGCAUGCUUGCAACUCGAUCUCGAAGAGAAGCGCACACUUUGGAUUUGUACGUCGCUGCUGCUCUCAAGAGAGAGUUGGAAGAUGCAGAGAGCGACAUGAUGAUAGCGGACACGUCGAUGCAGGACAUUUUCACCAUUCUGCAGCCUCAAAGCAGAUUGGAAGACUUGGUGAUGGACUACGGCGUUCGAGCCAAAGUUUUGCGACGCGAUGCGUUGCAGACCCUCGACAGCAGGCUUGCUCAUCUACCAACCGACGAGAAACGAUCACGAGCGAGUGCUUCUUCCGAGCUGAGCGAGCACGCGGAUCUGGUCAGACCAUCGAGCAUACAAUGCACCUUUACACCUCGUAAAGCUACGCUGCGAUUACCCCUUGCCUUCGGUUCCCUUCCACCCGACUCAUCCUUCGCAGCGCCUCGCAUAGCGCGCAGAAACGUCAUCGAAGUCGAAAGGAGCGUUCAGGAGUCUUUGGAAGAUACCGCAAAGGCGCUCUUGAGGGGCCUUAGAAGGCUACAUUGCAAGCGUCAUGCCAAAGCUGGUGUGGAGUGGUACGAAAUCAUUGCAUCAUGAGCGUGCAUGUCUUGCCCUCCCUCCAGCACUUACCAUCCUGGCACGCAGCAUUUCGUCCCAUCACUCGGGCAUGCUGGAAUACGCUUGUUGUAUUACGUUUGCUCGCAUCACUCUCUGUAAUCUAUCUUGUGACAAUCUUUCCCACCUCUUACUGCGCUUUCAAGUUCUUCUCGAGCGUAUCGCACUGCUCAAGUACCGCCCUCUUGCUGGUCCCUCCAAUUGCAUCUCUCCUCUCCACACUCUCAUCAAAGCUCCAGACCUUGGCCACGUCUUCUUCAAAAGCGGGAUGCAGAGUCUUGAAAUCUUCCAAGGUCAAAU